Messenger RNA from Lachancea lanzarotensis, 1029 nucleotides. It is a transcript of the gene TMA46, whose product is annotated as LALA0S04e07712g1_1. The transcript has a single exon. The record is from RefSeq and is a predicted model, not a curated record. Gene Ontology annotation, molecular function: metal ion binding; mRNA binding. Gene Ontology annotation, biological process: cytoplasmic translation. Bases 1 to 1029 code for a protein of 342 amino acids. Lineage: Eukaryota; Fungi; Ascomycota; Saccharomycetes; Saccharomycetales; Saccharomycetaceae. Gene Ontology annotation, cellular component: cytosol.
AUGCCACCAAAGAAAACGAAGCAGCAACAGCCUGUUAAGAAGAAAGACAAUGUCGACAAGACUUUUGGUAUGAAAAACAAGAAUAGAUCGACCAAAGUGCAGAAAUACAUCCAGCAAGUGCAGACGCAGACAGACCCGAAAAAGGAGGAGAUGAGGCGGAAAAAAGCAGAGGAAAAGGCCCGUAAGGAGCUGGAGGAAGCGGAAAAAAGAGCAUUGUUCAAUCCUGCAAUGGAUCAGAGCGUCAGAGCCGGUGUGGACCCAAAAACGGUGCUGUGUGCGAUGUUCAAGAUCGGAAACUGUAACAAGGGUGUCAGAUGCAAGUUUUCGCACGAUUUGAACGUGGGACGUCGUGUGGAAAAGAAAGAUUUGUACCAGGACGUCAGAGAAGAAAAGGAAGAAGAUACCAUGGAAUCGUGGGACGAGGAAAAAUUGAGAUCCGUUAUUCUGUCCAAACACGGGAACCCCAAGACCACUACUGACAAAGUGUGCAAGUUUUUCAUCGAAGCGGUCGAAAACGGGAAAUACGGUUGGUUUUGGGUGUGUCCCAACGGCGGUGACAAAUGCAUGUACAAACAUUCGUUGCCGGAAGGUUUUGUGCUCAAGACCAAAGAACAGAAACGUUUGGAAAAGGAGGCUCUCGAUCUACAGCCCAAGAUUACACUAGAAGAGUUUAUCGAGACCGAAAGAGGACGUUUGGACAAAUCCAAAUUGACCCCGAUCACCGUGGCGAAUUUUGCAGAAUGGAAACAAAACCAUAUUGCGCAGAAACUCAACGCAGAACGUCUUGAAGACAGCAAACGCAAACCUUCGGGCCGUCAAGUCAUGAUGAAAAAGUUUUUGGAAGACAAGAAAUUCGCAGAAGCCGACGAUUUGGAUGCAUCUCAAGGAUCUGCUUGGGAUCUGUCGGAGUUCACUCGGGCUUUGAAAGAAGCAGAAAAUAAGACCGACGAUGGUGUCAAAGAUUACGGUGAUGGUUCAAACCCCACUUUUGACAUCCCGCUCAAAGCUGCCCCUACUGCAUCUGCAUGA